Messenger RNA from Nothobranchius furzeri (turquoise killifish), 1925 nucleotides. It is a transcript of the gene ldhd, whose product is annotated as lactate dehydrogenase D. Lineage: Eukaryota; Metazoa; Chordata; Actinopteri; Cyprinodontiformes; Nothobranchiidae. Gene Ontology annotation, biological process: lactate catabolic process. The record is from RefSeq and is a predicted model, not a curated record. Gene Ontology annotation, molecular function: D-lactate dehydrogenase (NAD+) activity; FAD binding; D-lactate dehydrogenase (cytochrome) activity. Gene Ontology annotation, cellular component: mitochondrion.
AAGCAUUUGCGUGUUUGCCUCCUAACCGCGUGAACUUUACUCGCCAAGAACUGUCGGUGACUGACUUUCAUGGUCAAAACCAUGUUGCUCGGGCUGAGACCAAGCAGGCUGGUGCCGGGGCUUCGGCGUUGCCUCCUCCAGUGUCGCAACGUUAAUUCAGAAAACACCGCGAGGAGGGCUGCUGUGGACCGGGUUCUGUCUGCGUUCAGGUCCAUAUGUGGUCCGGACGGCGUCUCGCUGGGAGAGGCGGUCAGAGAGCAGCACGGUAAAGACGAGUCCGUACACAAAUGUCGACCCCCAGAUGUGGUGGUGUUUCCACGCUGUGUGGAGGAGGUCAGCGCACUGGCCAAGGUCUGCCAUGAUCACAACCUUCCCAUCAUUCCCUUUGGCACUGGGACGGGCUUGGAGGGAGGCGUCGGCGCUGUGAAGGGGGGCGUGUGCUUCAGCCUAAGGAACAUGGACCAGGUCCUGGACCUUCACCCAGAGGACUUCGAUGUGACGGUGGAGCCUGGUGUGACCCGGAAAGCCCUGAAUGCUUACCUGCGUGACACCGGACUCUGGUUCCCCGUGGAUCCUGGAGCAGAUGCUUCCUUGUGUGGAAUGGCUGCCACCAGUGCAUCUGGCACCAAUGCAGUGCGUUACGGGACCAUGAGGGAAAACACUCUGAACCUGGAGGUGGUUUUGUCAGAUGGGAGGAUUAUACACACAGCUGGAAAAGGUCGACGUCCCAGGAAAACCUCGGCGGGCUACAACUUAACGAACCUGUUUGUGGGUUCAGAAGGCACCUUGGGGAUCAUUACCAAAACUACGUUACGCCUGUACGGCAUCCCAGAGGCCAUGGUGUCGGCGGUCUGCUCGUUUCCCUCCAUCCAGGCUGCGGUGGACAGCACCGUCCAGAUUCUCCAGGCUGGGGUCCCCAUCGCUCGCAUCGAGUUUCUGGAUGAUGUAAUGAUAGAUGCGUGCAACCGGUUCAGCUCCCUGACCUAUCCCGUGCUCCCGACGCUUUUCCUGGAAUUCCACGGAUCUGAGCGGAGCCUGGAAGAACAAGUCGCCACAGCUGAGGAGAUCGCCCAGAGUAACCACGGUUCCGAUUUUCAGUGGGCUCGAGACGCAGAAACACGAAGCCGGCUGUGGAAAGCCCGACACGAUGCCUGGUACGCCGCGCAGGCGCUCCGAGCUGGCAGCAAGGCUUACUCCACAGAUGUGUGUGUUCCUCUGUCUCGGCUGCCUCAGAUCAUCGUGGAGACGAAGGAAGACCUGCUUGAGAGCCGGCUAACUGGGCCGAUCGCGGGUCACGUGGGCGACGGUAACUUCCACUGUCUGAUGGUCGUGGAUCCCAACGACCCGGAUGAGCAGCACAGAGUCCACCUGUUCGCCGAGAGGUUGGCCAGGCGAGCGCUGGCCAUGGGUGGAACCUGCACCGGUGAGCACGGAGUGGGUUUGGGAAAGAGGGUUCUGCUGCAGGAGGAGGUCGGACCUCUGGCCAUCCAGGUCAUGCAGGGUCUCAAAGAAACCCUCGACCCAAAGAACCUGAUGAAUCCUGGGAAGAUCCUGCUGCAAGGAGACCCUUAGGUCUUAUUUUAGUUUAAGGAAUUACGAAAUGAUGAUCAGAUUUAAACUCUAGAAGGAAUCGCUGAAGCUGUGUGUCAGGAAUGUAGGUGAUAAAACUUAGUUUCCUUGACUUUGUUUGUUUAUUUUGUCUUGAUACCAGGACACUCGAGAAACCGGACCUGAUAAUAAAACACAGCGAUGAUUAAAUGAUUAUAUUAUAAACUUUAGAAAUGCGUCUGAUGCUGCUGGAUUUUAAAUCUCAUUUUGACCGGAUUUCUGUAAAGAAAUCUAAUUUAAGUGGUUUGAAAGGAAAACGUUUGUUUCUUGGUGUGUGAAUAUGUUGAGAACAUAUUAAAUCUUUACCUCAUUUCAAA